Phlebotomus papatasi is the source of this 357-nucleotide messenger RNA. RefSeq lists its product as uncharacterized. Lineage: Eukaryota; Metazoa; Arthropoda; Insecta; Diptera; Psychodidae. Bases 1 to 357 code for a protein of 118 amino acids. The record is from RefSeq and is a predicted model, not a curated record. The transcript has a single exon.
AUGAUUUCACAUGGGGAUGAGUAUACGCAUUCCGAUCCUAAUACGAUUCCAUCGAUCGAAGAGAGGAUAAAGGAGUUAAAAUUGGCCAGACAGAAGGCCAUGGAUAGGUCGAAGAAAUGCCAUGAGUCGUCUAAAAAGCGAUACGAUUUACGUAAGAAGCCGGGUAGAUUUUCCGUGGGUGACGUGGUCUACAGGCGAUCCUUUGUGUUGUCUGAUGCCAAUAAAAAGAUUCAGGCGAAAUUUUGUCCAUGGGUGAAGAGCAAGGUGUUGUCCGUUCACGGACAAACUUACGAGUUGGAAGACCUGAACACUCAUCGCAAGGCAGUAUUCCACCGUAAGGACAUCAAGCCAGGUUAA